GGACACAGUAGAGACGGUAUUUACAUUACUAGGAAAUGUUUAGUCUCCCUGUUCUAGUGCAAUGAGCAAUGAAUAUUCAGAAUGUGAAUAGUAGAAGUCCUGAGAUAUUUUAUUUUAUAGUAGUACCAUAUGGAACUUUCUCCUGAGCUUGAGACCCAUAUAUCUUACUACCUAUGGGAAUCCUAUCUUGGAUUUCAGAGGGCACGUGUGGGCCAAAUCAGCCACUGCUUUUCUCCUGCUUACAACCUUCCAAUACAAUCCCAGUUGCUUUGAGAAUAAGAUCCUACACUUAUUGUAUAAUGCCCCCUACAAUCUGGCCUAAAUUCAAUUACUAAUAAUUCUCUCACACAUUACAUUUGCAUCUCCGUGUUUGGGCUCUUUACAUGAAUGGGCUCUUUACAUGAAACUCUCUUUCCACCGCUGUUGCCUGGAAAAAUCCUAUUUACAGAGAACUCUGCUUAGGUAUCCCUUGUAGGAAGAAAACCUUCACUGAACCCCACGAUUGUGCUAAGUGUCCUUAAGUCUGUAUUUUCAUAGUAUCCUAUGAGUUUCUCAAUUUUUAAUCACCUCCCAUUUUAUAUUUAAAUGAUCUGUUUAUUUGUUCAUCUUUCACACUAACAAUCUGGGAAAGGCUGGAUCAGAUCAUACUUAUCUUUGUAUCCCUAGUACUUAUAUCAAUACUUGCAGAGAAUAUUUCCUUUUUAUUUAAUCUAAAUGAACAGACUUGGGGCACCUGGGUGGCUCAAUCGGUUGAGCGUCCGACUUCGACUCAGGUCAUGAUCUCACAGUUUGUGGGUUCAAGCCCUGCGUCGGGCUCUGUGCUGACUGCUUGCUCAGAGCCUGGAGUCUACUUCAGAUUCUGUGUCUCCUUCUCUCUCUGCCCCUCCCCCGCUCACGCUUUGUCUCACUCUGUUUCUCAAAAAUAAAUUAAAAAUUUAAAAAAAAAAUUUAUAAAUGAACAGACUUGACUUUCUUCUGGCCGGUUAUGUUCUGAGAUCUUGUCACUGAACCUGGUCUUUAAUCUCAGAAGUUGAAGGUUCCCAUAGAACCAGCUGCAAAGUUCCCAGAACACUAACAACACUAUGGCCAGUUAACUGGUGUAGGCUGCUGUGAAUUGGCCUCCCAUAACAGGUCCAGGGCUUGGAGCAGGAGCAGAAAAAGAAGGAUGGAAGCUGACCAAUGCAGAUUCCUGUUUCUAUUAUUUCUUUUCAUGUGCCAACUAUCUCCAGAAGUUGCUGCAGAAGUUCAGGAAUCCUCAGAUGAUUCUGGUGCUUCCCGGGAAACUGUGCAGCUCACAGAUGUCCCAGCUGCCAUGGAAUUCAUUGCUGCUGCUGAGGUGGCUGUCAUAGGUUUCUUCCAGGAUUUAGAAAUCCCAGCAGUGUCCCUAUUCCAUAGUAUGGUGCAAAAAUUCCAAGCCGUGUCAUUUGGAAUCAGCACUGAUUCUGAGGUUCUGGCCCACUACAACAUCACUGGGAACACCAUUUCCCUCUUCCGCCUGGUGGAUAACGAACAAUUGGACUUAGAGAGCAAAGACAUUGAAAGCAUUGAUGCCACCAAAUUAAGCCGCUUCAUUGAGAUCAACAGCCUCCACUUGGUGACAGAGUACAACCCUGCGACUGCGAUUGGCCUAUUUAAUAGCAUGAUUCAGAUUCAUCUUCUACUGAUGAUGAACAAGGCCUCCCCAGAGUAUGAGGAAAGCAUGCACAGAUACCAAAAUGCUGCAAAGCUCUUCCAGGGGAAGAUUCUUUUUGUUCUGGUGGACAGUGGUGUGAAGGCCAAUGGGAAGGUGAUCUCAUUUUUCAAACUAAAGGAGUCUCAACUGCCCGCUUUGGCAAUUUACCGGACUCUAGAUGAGGAGUGGGAUACACUACCCAGAGCGGAAGUUUCAGUGGAGAAUGUGCAGAACUUUUGUGAUGGAUUCUUGGGAGGGAAACGGCUGAGAGAAAAUCAUGAAUCAGAAGAAAAGACUCCAAAGGUGGAACUCUGAGCUCUCCCUGAUACUCCCGAAUACUACUAAGAAUUUACACAAUAUAACAAAAGGGCAACUCAAACUUCAGAGAUGCUAACCAACAGGAUGAACAGGCCUUAAACACACACACACACACACACACACACACACACCUCCAUUUUGUUCCUUAAAAUCUCAUUUACUCUCCUUAUCCUUUCUUUUAAAUUGUCUACACUCUCUCACUACCCAUCCGAUCUUCUUCUACGCAUUCAUACUGUGUAGUCCCAUACACAGCAACACACAUCACUGAAUGGAGCCUUUAAGAGAAAUAUUGUGAUAUUUCUUUGAAGGAGAGGCAUUCCUGGAGGGAGGAUAUUCUGAUUUGUCAUUUAAUAUUGAAUCUUUACACUGCACAGGACGUACAUGCAACAUAGUUUCUGCUCUUUAGUGGUUAAGGGUUGAAACUCUACCUUCCUCAUGAGCACAAGUCCCUGUCUAACUCCCAGCCGAGAACAAAAGGAAGUUUUAAACACCUUUGCAGAACUGCGUUUUUGCCGGGGUCAACCGGUGUUUCCAAGUCUCUAAACUCAGCAGAAACAGACUAUGUAAAAACUCUAUGCUUGUGUAGCAUUCCUAACUCCCCAUGUAAAUCAACAACCGCAUAAUAAAUAAAAAGCAAUAAUGUUAUAAGAAAAGACUGGCAUCUCUUUGCAGGCCAAACCUUUUGUAAAUACCCAGAUGCCCAAUUAAGCAGUAGGCACCUCACCCUUCGGUGUCCACUGUUUAGCGUCCGGCCAUGAGCCACUAAUGUGUUAUUGUUAACUUGGUGGGUGGGAUGGAGAGUGGGUAGAGACCAUCCUCCAUGAGGAUUGGUAUAAAUGUGGCAAAAGAGCUAGGAGUUGAAUUAUGUAAAAGGUUGGGGAAUAGGUAAGGAGGGGGGUACUUGGCUCUGGGCGGGGGCUGACUAGGAGUGGAUUAUUGCAGGUAAGGUGUUCAAUCCAGCCCAUGUGAAACAGAGGGAGAGUUUGGCUGAGUGUCUCUGGCCUACAGGCUGUUACUGUCAACACACAGAUGCUGCAUUGUUCCCAGGAGGCCCUUGGCUCAGAAGGAAAGGGCCUAAGUGCCGAAGAGUUGAAAAACCACAGUGUGCACCUUAAGGAUUGGUCCAAGUGCGGAACAGGGAGUGAAAGACUUAGUUGUUUCUUUCUGUGGGGAAAACUCCACAGCCUCUGAGCUGGGAGUGGACAGCUGGCAAGGACGCUAUGAAAGCAGCAGUGUAUGGCAUGCUCCCUCAGCAACAUGAGACUGAAGGAUUGUGAGGAGGCCGUCCAGUUCACCCAUGGGGAGGAAACCACCCCAUCUUCUCUCUCGAGGCUAAAAUAUAUUCCUAGGGUAGGCACAUCCCAGAAGCCUCUCUUUGAUCCUGUAAACCAGAGCUCUUGACGUCUACAGUCAGGAAAUUCUUCCUGAUAUUCAGCUGAAAUCCUCUGGCCACACAAACCCGUUUCUUCUUACCUGCAAUCCAUGGAAAUUCUUAAUAGCUGCCAAUCACCAUCUCCAAGUGGCACCUCCAAUUCUUACUGGGUGUUCUUAACCUCCUUAUCCAGUCUUGUUUUCUCCCUACCUACAAUCCAACUCUUCAGCUAAUUUGCUUUAUUUCCAAGGCACUUAAUUGGCUUUAUUAUUUUUCCCUCUUCCCUCUUUCUCAAAUUUCCUUCUUUUUUUGCUUAAAAAAUAGCAGAUUCCAAACCACUGUGAGAAUUUGGUAAAUGUCAAAAGAUAAAUUCCCAUGAAUUCACCCAAUAUUCCACAUUGGUCAACACUGACCGCAUCUUUAUAGUGCAUUUUGCUGCUUGAUGACAUGCGACAGAAAUUUUAUUAUAUAUUGUCUUUUAAUGCUUAUCUUUUAUCUUUAUUGUAUUGAAUUGUUCCUUCAGUUUAUGGUUUUCCAGAACUGUGAGAGAUUUUUGCCUGUCUGUGUCACAGUCAAUCUGGUUUUUGUAGCUCUGGCAACUCAUGACCAAAGAAGGGAACUCUUUCAGAAAGAAGAAAUUUCUAAAAUUUCUCAUUCAUUCAUUAAAUAUCAGACUUAGUAUUAUAAAGUUCUACAGUUUCUAGAUCUUCUCUGUCUCUGGAUAAUAUCUUCCUAAGACUCUGCAUUCUUUCCCCAAGGUCAUGUUAUUGUUGAAACAUCUAGAUAUAUGUUAGCUACUUUUCAUGAUGGACUCAUUCUUUAGCCCUAGCUGGCAAGAAAUUGCCAUACUUUUGUUUAAAGUUUGAAGGAAGUGGUGAUGCCAUACAAUAGAACUUUGUAAAAAGAUACUAGAAGAUAGAAG
Messenger RNA from Panthera uncia (snow leopard), 4284 nucleotides. It is a transcript of the gene ERP27, whose product is annotated as endoplasmic reticulum protein 27. NCBI's taxonomy places the organism in Eukaryota, Metazoa, Chordata, Mammalia, Carnivora, Felidae. Gene Ontology annotation, biological process: protein folding; response to endoplasmic reticulum stress. Gene Ontology annotation, cellular component: endoplasmic reticulum. The record is from RefSeq and is a predicted model, not a curated record. The transcript has 7 exons. Bases 1166 to 1987 code for a protein of 273 amino acids.